GCUGCAAUCGUCACUCACAGUAUCAGUUUCAGUUCAACUGCAAUCAACCAAACUUGCUUUAACCUCAAACCCCAUUCAACAUGUACUCCAAAGUUGUGAUCUGCCUGGCCAUCUGCGCCCUGAGCUCGGUUUCGGCCGGAGUUGUCCCAGUCGCUGCCCCGUUGGCCGCCGCCGGAGUCGUCGCCCCGUACGCCACCUCGUACAAUGCGCACACCGUGAACCACAACAUUGCCGCUCCGUACGUGUCUGCCGCCCCAGUCGUAGCCAAGUACGUCGCCGCCCCGGCUGCUUACGCCGCUGCCCCAGCGGCCUACACCGCUUACGCCGCUGCCCCGGCUGCCUACGCCGCUUAUGCCGCUGCCCCAGCUGCCUACGCCGCUAAGUACGUUGCCGCCCCAGCUGCCUACUCCGCUGCCUACUCUGCCGCCCCAGCAAUCGCCGCUUACAGCGCUCCCUACAACUACCCAUAUCUGUUCUAAGUACGUGUAUGAACAGAAGAUGUGUGCUAGUCAAACUGAACCCGCUUAAUUUAUGUGUGAAAAUAGCUGCUGUUGAGUAAAUAGAUAGGAUGAAUUUUUAAUGCAACGAAA
Molecule: messenger RNA, 590 nt
Organism: Ochlerotatus camptorhynchus
Lineage: Eukaryota; Metazoa; Arthropoda; Insecta; Diptera; Culicidae
Product: cuticle protein 38-like
Exons: 2
Coding region: 81-479 (132 amino acids)
Source: RefSeq, a predicted model, not a curated record